This is a messenger RNA of Drosophila biarmipes, 1959 nucleotides long. Its product is annotated as arrestin domain-containing protein 17. The record is from RefSeq and is a predicted model, not a curated record. Gene Ontology annotation, biological process: protein transport. The transcript is spliced from 4 exons. Bases 109 to 1380 code for a protein of 423 amino acids. Gene Ontology annotation, cellular component: cytoplasm. Lineage: Eukaryota; Metazoa; Arthropoda; Insecta; Diptera; Drosophilidae.
CUCAUCCCUAACACCAGCAACGCCCACCUCUAAUCUCGGAACUCGGCGUUUAAAAAAAGACCGAAAUUGUCGUUAAUUUGUCGGUGCUUUGAGCCACAGAAUCUCAAAAUGGGCCUUAAAGGUUGUGAAAUUCAAUUGGACAACCCAUGGAACACCUACUACGCCGGUCAGACAGUCAAUGGCCAGGUGAUAUUCACAUUUGACUCGCCCAAAAAAGUUCGAGGAAUUAUCAUCCGGUUCCUGGGCGAAGCCAACACCGAGUGGACUGAGGAGAAGAGUGUGACCACCAGCGAGGGAAAGACGGAGAACGAGGUGACCCAGUUAAAGGGACAUGAAGAAUACUUCAAGAUCCAGUACUAUUUGCUGGGCGGCAAGAACAGUUCUGAAACGGAGCUGCCGCCUGGCACCCACACUUAUCCAUUCACCUGCGCCUUGCCGCCCAAUCUUCCCUCCUCUUUUGAGGGUGAAUUCGGACACGUGCGGUUUACCAUUAAGGUGACGCUUGAUCGUCCCUGGAAGUUCGAUCAGGACAUGAAGAUGGCUUUUACAGUUAUAGCACCUGUUGAUCUGAAUCUGAAUCCACGCGUCAAGGAACCGUUCAAACUGGAUCUAGAAAAAUCAUUCUGCUGCUUUUGCUGUCGCUCGGGACCGCUGGCAGUGAUCACGAGCAUACCACAAACAGGAUUCGUUUCGGGCCAAGUGCUGCCUAUCACCUGCGAGGUGGACAACACCAGCAAUGUGAAUCUCACCGCAGUGAAGUUUGAGCUGCGCAAGUUAGUCACCUUCCACACGAAUCAGCCGCGGAGCGAGAAGCGCGAGUCCAAGGUGAUCAUAGCCAACUUGAGUGUCGGUCCAGUCAACGGCGGCGAGUCGCACACGUUUACGCAGCAACUGGAAAUACCGGCGCUGCCACCGACCAACCUUCUCAACUGUGGUAUUAUAGCCUUGGACUACGACCUGCACGUGGAGUGCGAUGUCAGCGGUCCGCACCGCAAUCUCACGGGCAAGAUCCCAAUCACACUGGGCACCAUCCCUUUGGCGGGCGUAAGGCCUCCUACACAGUUUACGGAUGCUCCGUCGGCCGUCCAGUCCGAGGAUCCAUCGCUUGCGCCCACGCAGCCAGUAAGUCCGGCCAGUCCUCCGGGUGGCGAUGGCGUGGGCGGUGCGCUGGGCUGGAACGUGGCGGACAGCACUGGUGGAGGUGGCUCCCUGUAUCCCAAUAUACCGCCACCGCAGUUUGUGGAGACCCAGUACAAGGCGCCGACCAUCGCCGGACGCGACGACUCCGAGCACACGCAGAUAAUCGGUGACGGAGCCUUCGCUCCCCGCUAUCCGACCUUCCAGUUUAAUAAUGCCACGGCACCGCCAGCGAACCAGUAAACGAGUCUCUAAAACAAUGAUAUUUUUCAAUAGUUUAACUCUACUCCAACUACAAGAGAGUGAAUUUUUUCUAGAUACCUCUAGAUGAUAUGGGGUUUAUGAUUUUGAUGGGACGUCUUUUCUUUCGUAAUUUCGAUUGGCUUGCAUUUAUUAAAUGAUAGCUUUCCGUCCAAAACGAAAGCCCAAAUACAUAAGUUGCAGUCAAAAUAAUACAGUGUCCAAAGGUGGUUCAUUUUUUUUUGUUAUUUUCGUUAUAGUACACACUCAUAUAUUUUUGAUAAUUGAAGCCAUUAAAUUUUGAAUAAGAAAUUGAUCAAAGAUCAAAUCUAACGACACAUACUUGAUGUUUUUGUGUUUCUUAAAAACUUUUAAGCGUUAAAAAGGGACUUGAAUCUCUAUUGUUUUGACUGCAUCUCAAUAAAUAUUCGUAUAUAUACGCACAAUUUAGUCAAUUCCGAUUUAAAAAUGCAAUGGCGCUGCUCAACAUUAUUUUUCUCAUUUUAUAAGCCUGCAAUAGUGCCUGAAACUGAUGUACCACUAUAAUCGUAAUAAAACACAAAAAUUGAUGAUGAAUUGUUA